Messenger RNA from Ictalurus punctatus (channel catfish), 1545 nucleotides. It is a transcript of the gene cimap1b, whose product is annotated as outer dense fiber of sperm tails 3B. Gene Ontology annotation, cellular component: cytoskeleton. Bases 294 to 1067 code for a protein of 257 amino acids. Lineage: Eukaryota; Metazoa; Chordata; Actinopteri; Siluriformes; Ictaluridae. The transcript is spliced from 8 exons. The record is from RefSeq and is a predicted model, not a curated record.
AAGUAAACAUUCAGAAUCUCAGCUGUUUAUAUGUGGUCUGAGCUGCACGUGAGUUCCAGCGUCGUCCGCGCGAGCUUCAGUUGCGACAUUUCCUAAAAUAUCACAAUAUUCCAUUCUCACUUUUUUCUCUCUGUUUUUUUUUUUAAUCGGAAAAAGAAAGCACACCGUGCGUUUUUUUUUUUUGGUUCUAUUCGAGCAAGUUCUCUGAUUUCAGGAGUGUGAUUGGAGGACGACUUUAAAGUGAAGCUGUAGUCAUAUAAUUUCUAUUCCAUUUCAGUUUCUGGAGAUUAGGUAUGGCCAGUCCUGAUCCGUGGGUUGGUUCCUGGAGGCCUCACAAGCCAAGAGGUCCUAUUGCUGCACUGUACCGCGGCCCCGGGCCCAAGUAUGCCCUCCCAGCGGUUACAGGUGAAAGUGGGCAUGACCCACGGAAAUGGAAAGCUCCUGCAUACAGUUUUGGAAUACAGCAUCAGCAAUUAAGUGACAGCUGCUCGCCCGGACCUGGCUACCUCAUACCCUCCAAUAUCACCAGAAUCGGACGCGAUGGCAACCCUGCGUAUUCACUAAACAGUCGACCCAAAGACCCUCAGCUCUUCCAGACCCCAGGACCAGGGACUUAUCACCCUGAGACAUCAGCAACAGCAACCUUUUAUUCUGCUCCUGCAUACUCACUGCACCCUCGGACCAAAUUGUUUCGUAAUGACCAAACACCAGGGCCUGCUGCGUACAUGCUUCCCCCAGUGCUCGGGCCAAAAUCAGUGAGUAAAAGAUCUGCCCCGAACAUCUCCCUCAGAGGCCGCAGCAAUAUUGGCAGCUUCCAUGAAGAUUUAAAGAAGACACCAGGUCCUGGGACUUACACAGUUGUGGAUCCAAACGUGUACAGACCAAAAUCCCCGCAGUACAGCAUUGUCGGCCGCAACAGCUUUCCUGGUGAUACGACCAAGAAGCCAGGGCCUGGAGCUCACUAUCCAGAGCAGGUGAACUUCACAAGAACCAAAGCUCCCAGCUUCUCCUUUGGUAUCCGUCACUCGGAGUACACUGCCCCACUGAUCCUGGAUAUCGCUGAUUAACCAUCACCUCACUCUUUUCUCUUAAUAAAGACUGUGAAGCAGCAGAGACUCCCUAAAUAACUCUGCAACACUUCAAAUAAACCUUCCACAAAUUAAUUAGCAAGCCAGUUUACUACUGAUCUGAGCCAGAGAACAUGAAAAUACACAGCUUAUGUUUUUUGAGAGCGGUCUAGAGUGCAGUUUCUAAAUAAAACUAACAGUUUGAUCCAUUUGUUGUUCUUACAGUACAAUAUGAAGAGAUAUAUACGUAGGGCAAACAGCUCUGAUCAGUAACAUUGCCACAUAGUGUCCUUGUUCAAAAUCAAGUGGCUUGUAAGUAGUUAAAAUGACAAACCAUUUCGUGAAGUAGCAGUGGUGUUGCAUAAAUCAUUCAAUUUCUUACCAAUGUGCUAUAUUUAUUUAAAAUUAAAUGUAUGGAUGUAAAUUUCUGUCGGUUGAGUGGAGUACAGUUAAGUAAAGAUUUCCUGGCUGCAAAUGA